Oppiella nova is the source of this 954-nucleotide messenger RNA. The record is from the annotation of a GenBank genome assembly. NCBI's taxonomy places the organism in Eukaryota, Metazoa, Arthropoda, Arachnida, Sarcoptiformes, Oppiidae.
CCCCCCUCUCGUUCGCAAAAGUUCGCUUUGGCCGACACCCCCCCUCCCCCCAAGUGCGAACUAACUAUAGUUUAUAAUGAGGCUAAAGUUCACUAUAAAGUAACCUCGGUCGAAAAGCUCCAGUCUGACCUGGGUGAAGGGCCCCACUGGGAUGAGAAGCAGGGUGUUCUAUGGCACACAGAUAUUAACGAGUUUAAAGUGUGCCGGCUCAAUGUUACUAGCGGUGAUACCGAGUGCCAUAAAUUGGAUGACAUUGCCACCCUGGUACAUCCAUAUCCAAAUGGCGAGGACUUAUUGGUGACACAGCGUAACAAAAUGGUUAAAUUAAACUGGAAAACUAAACAGACCACGAUUAUUGGAGAAGUAGCGCCUGAACUGAAGGGUAAGGAACGGUUCAACGAUGGAAAGGCCGAUAAAACGGGUAGGUUAUGGAUGGGCACAAUUCUGGACAGCGAUAAGGGUGUAGUUCCCGGUAAGGGUAAUCUGUACAAGUGGGAGGAUGGUAAAUUCACCAAGAUGGCCGAUAACUUCUACCUGACCAACGGUAUGACGUGGCCUAAGGACCAGAAAAAGAUGUUUGUCAACGACUCCCAGGGCCGCAAGAUAUAUGUGUUUGACUUUGACCUCGAAAAGGGAACUCUCUCCAACAAAAAGGUGCUAGUUGAUUGUAACAACAGCACCGACUGGACAGUGAACGACCACCCGGACGGCCUCACCAUCGAUAUCACCGACCAUUUGUGGGCUGCGAGUGACUACGCGGGACGUGUAGUUAAGAUCGAUCCCAACACCGGCGAUGUGGUGGACACCUGUUCCAUCCCGUGCCCACUGACCACUACCCCGGUGUUUGGCGGCACCAAUAUGGACGAGAUGUUUGUCACCACCGCUUAUAAGAACGGCGGUCCCGACCAGAGGACAGCCCACCCCACCUGUGGACAGACACAUAGGAUUACCUCC